Messenger RNA from Anopheles funestus (African malaria mosquito), 1258 nucleotides. RefSeq names its product paxillin-like. The record is from RefSeq and is a predicted model, not a curated record. Gene Ontology annotation, cellular component: Z disc; nucleus. The transcript has 4 exons. NCBI's taxonomy places the organism in Eukaryota, Metazoa, Arthropoda, Insecta, Diptera, Culicidae. Bases 279 to 815 code for a protein of 178 amino acids. Gene Ontology annotation, molecular function: transcription coregulator activity.
GAUAGUGUCGUGUGCACGUGCGUUUUGUGUUUUGGGCGUUUUUUUCAUGUCUUACUUUUCUCUUGCAUUACGAGUCUAUCGGGUCGGUCUAGUCGUCCACCGGUGGUCACAGACCAGUUGCAGUCAGAUCUCCGUGUGAAGUGGUUAAAACUCGGAACAAGUUCCUUUCAUCCAAGAGUGUUUGAAAUUUGGAAGUGUAUUUCCAAUUAACGUACCGUAGUGACUUACGAUUGGUUUUUUUCUUUGUGAGAACAGCUGUGCUACCGUAAUCAGUGGAAAUGGCCGCUACGUGCUUCGGUUGCAAGGAAGAAAUUAAGGAUAAGAUGCUGGAGGCACUGGACAAGAGCUGGCAUCCGGAGCAUUUUGCGUGCAAGGAGUGCAAGAAGCGCAUUGCCGAAAAUAAAUUCCACGAAAGCGAAGGACUACCGGUGUGCUCCAAGUGCUUCGAAUCAAAGAUACAGGCGAUCUGUGCCGCAUGCCGCAAACUAGUGACUGAGAAAGUGGUAAAGGCCAUGGGCAAAACAUGGCACCUGGAGCACUUUAUAUGUGGUGGACCUUGCAAACAACAACUCUCAGGCAAGACUUUCUUCGAGCGCAAUGGCAAACCCUACUGCACCGCCGACUAUGAACGACUGUACGCACCAAAGUGUGGCGGCUGCAAGAAACCAAUCGCCGAGAAAGCCCUGUCCGCACUGGAAAGCAAAUGGCACAAGGAAUGCUUCAAGUGCAAGCUCUGCAAGGAACCGAUCGGUGUGGAUGCCAAAUUCCGGGCCGACAAGGAAAAACAGCCAAUCUGUGAGAAGUGUGGCGUGUAAAACCGCACACUCAACGCCGUGUAUUUUUUGUUGUUGUUCUACUUCCUCCCCAGCAGAAGCAAGUUGACCGGUUUGUCUUGCUUGAGGUUUCGAUGUUAAAUAUAUCGUAUCGACGCGUUCUGUUUAGCGCUUAGUUAUCCGUAAACCGGUGGCACCGGUAUCCACUGGAUGUCAUUGAGUAUUUAGAGGAUGGACCGGUUGACAAAGCCUAUAAGCAGCAUCGUUAAGUAUUAUGUGUGGUUCUGUGUGUUUGCGUUUUGUUUUUCGUUCCUGUACAUACUAAAGUUUCCUUCAUAUCACAUGACUCACCAUAGAAUUCACACACCCGACUACUUUACCAAGUUUAUAUGGGUAUACGUUUGAAAACCAAUUCAUAUCACACACGCACACACGUCUUGCUAUUAAAUAAAUAGAUAAUUUAUUGUUGCAUCUUGCAGACAGAA